Onychostoma macrolepis is the source of this 843-nucleotide messenger RNA. RefSeq names its product chemokine XC receptor 1-like. Gene Ontology annotation, biological process: phospholipase C-activating G protein-coupled receptor signaling pathway; positive regulation of Rho protein signal transduction. The transcript has a single exon. Gene Ontology annotation, cellular component: membrane. NCBI's taxonomy places the organism in Eukaryota, Metazoa, Chordata, Actinopteri, Cypriniformes, Cyprinidae. The record is from RefSeq and is a predicted model, not a curated record. The coding region runs from base 1 to 843 and encodes 280 amino acids. Gene Ontology annotation, molecular function: G protein-coupled receptor activity.
AUGAAUAACUCUACAGUGAACUUCACCACACUUGAAACAUCUACAAACUAUACAACUCAGUCCAUUGCAUCACUGAAAAGUCUGGAUAUCUUUUUGUACAGCAUCGGUUUCCUGUUUGGUCUUCCUACACACUCCUAUAUUAUAUGGCUCAUUGUCAGAGGAACAGGAAGUGGAGUUUCUUCAGAGUUCUUUAACCUCAAUCUCUCUGUUUGUGAGAUUGCCAACUCUCUGAAUGGUUUGAUAUCUGUACUGUCAGUUCAUUUAUCAAGUCUUUUGACAUUAUCUAAUUUUUUGCAAGGAGUAGGGAUCACUGGCCGUCCUCUGUUUCAGUGUCUGAUUUGUGUUGAGCGUUACCUGGCAGUUGUUCAUCCUGUAACUUUUCUGAAGUACAAACCUCUCAGAUAUAGAGUGAUCUGCUGCACUGCCAUCUGGAUAAUUACUCUUGGAUCCUGUUUCGUCUGCCUGAUUAUAUUGCUAAAUAUCAUGGUUGCAUAUCCUUGGUUCUUCUCACUGCAGUUUCUCCUCUACCUCUCCAUCCAGUUGUUUUGUCUUGUGGCUGUUCUCAGAGCUCUGAAGCAGUCAGGACCAGGAGAGAAAAGGAGAGAAAGAAAAGAGGAAAACCACAUGAAGAGAAGAGCGUUUUAUCUCAUUUUAAUAACUACUGGGAACUUGGUUAUUAUAUAUGUCCCACUUAUUAUCACUGGCUUCUUUAGCAUUAUGAUGAAACAAAAUAUUUUGCCUCUUUGGAUCAUUGGUGUGGUUUGUUAUGUACUGGCUGGUUUUGUUCAGCCUGUUCUUUAUCUGCACCGUGCUGGAAAACUGUCCUGUCUCUGUUGCUCAUAG